This is a messenger RNA of Mesocestoides corti, 1053 nucleotides long. The record is from the annotation of a GenBank genome assembly. Lineage: Eukaryota; Metazoa; Platyhelminthes; Cestoda; Cyclophyllidea; Mesocestoididae.
AUGUUUCUUGGAUUUUUUAGGAAGGAGCAAGUGAGCCCCGAUGAUGAAGUGAAGCUCCAUCCAGAGAGUCGCAUUCUUCUCCCCAGUCCAGUUUCAGAACCAACUGUCGUGAAAUGCCUUCCAGUAACAACCGCGAGCCUUCCCUCUCCACUUCAGUCGCCGCCUCCCGAAAUAAAGCCUGAAGACGACUCCAAAGCUUCCCUCGUCAACGGUGAACCCGAGUCAACAUUCAAAUUGCCCAUCGCCUUAUCGGAACCCUCCACUGCUUCGCCAACACCCGUGAAGCAAAGCACCAAGGCUGCCUCUCGUUCUAGACGCCACUCUGCCUCUAAACAGGAGGAGGCGGAGACACAGCACAGCUGUUCGUCCUCCUCGACUUCUCGCCAACAGGCCAGUGGCAGUCAAACCCCCAAUGUUGAACACUGUCCGGAGACUCCCUUCAAGAAUUCCAGGUCUAGACGUUCUGCGAUUUCCUUGAGCUCGGAAGAAAUUGGCGAUAACAGGCCCAUCCAGGCACCUCGAUCGUCAACCAGCCAAAACCAAAAGGUCGAUGCAGAGCCACAGCGCAAAAUGAAGAAGGACGAAGAUGAGGGGGCUGUGAAGCCCCAGCGUGUGCGUCUACCUAAAAAGUUAGCUAUCGAUGCUAUUUCAAGAAGACCCAAACGCGGACAAUCCUCGGAAGCAUCGACUCCCAAUAAACGGCGUCGUUCACAAAAUAAAAUCGACCCAGAUUCUCACCUCUCCUCCUUCAAACGUGGUCGCUCUUCUAAAUCGCCGCAUCAGCCCACAUCAUUGAGGCGAAGUCGCUCGCAGAAGUCGUUGACAGACGUUGGCGUGGAUAAAAAGAAUCAGAGUCGACCGGAGAAGCAAAACCACGAAAAAACCGUGUUGCCGGGACCAGCUUUGAAGUCCAAAGGCCGACAGACAGGAGUCUCUCCAGCGUUGAGCCAACGUCGUCGUCGUCCAUCCACAACCGCCGCGGAGCCUCCGAAGAAGCGUACUCGGGCGUCGACGACACUCGCACUGUCGCGGUCCUCGAAUAGGCGUCGAUGA